AUGUUGAACUCAUUCGAACCGAUAAAUGGCCAUAGCCACGGCCACUCUAAACGAGUCGAGGAUGACGACAGAAAGGCCACCACCAGCGGAUCGGCCCUUAAAAUUGGCGAUUUAACGAAUAACACUGACACGGCACCACCUGCCCCAGUAUCGCUUCCAACCCCAAUGUCAGUGGCAGGCCAAGCAUCAACUCCAAUCGCUACUCCAGCCACUGCUCCAGCCACUGCUGUCACAACUCCUGCCUCAACUCCAGGAGCUACACCUGGCGAGACUCCUGCUAUGACUGCCAGUGCCACUCCAACAUUGGAUUCCGCUUCAUCUGCAGGUCCUGAUUCUGGUGUUGCUGCUCACGGGUCUCAGGGUUCUCACCCCAAUAUCAAGAAAGAGCCUGGUGCCACGUCUCCUAAUCUACAAAAAUCUAACAAACCACCUUCCGGGGACCAAGCCAAUGGUUCUAAGGAUUCUAAUAACGAAAAUGGCAGCAGUGAAGGGACUUCAAAUGGAGAUAAUGGCGAAGAAGAAGGUGACGAUGCUAAUUCAUCAGCUUCUUCUCCUGGUAGUUCGACCUCGUCGACUACUGUCUGUCAAAACUGUCACACAUCCACUACUCCAUUAUGGCGUAGAGACGAGAACGGCCAGGUUCUGUGUAAUGCGUGUGGUUUGUUUUUGAAACUCCACGGUCGAAGAAGACCUAUUUCUCUUAAAACAGACGUGAUUAAAUCCCGUAACAGAUCUAAAAACAACCCUGUGGCUAUCAAGAGAACUAAAAACAACCAACAAUCGCAGCUUCACAUGCCCAAUUCUCCCGGUAUCAACGGCGGAUCUCCUUCGUUCGCUGCUAUUUCUCCUCAUGUCGGUCCUCAUGGCAGUCCUUUAAAUCACCCUUCUCAUGGAGGAAGUCCUUUAAUCCAUAGUCCAAUGCGUUCUGCUAUGCUCCAUGAUAUCAGUCAUAUCGACCACAUGCCAUUAUCAGGACCACCACACUCUCACGACCAUCGUUCUCAAAAUAUCGCUCAUCAAGCUCGACCACCUACUGUGCCUUCUACCCCAUCAACCAUGUUCUAUUCGAAUAGCCCUAGCAUGGGUCCCGCAAAUGGCCAUUUACACGGUCCUCCUACCCAUCAUCAUCCCAUUCAACCACAUAUGUCUGGUCCUCUUCCGAUGAUGUAUGGCCAUCCUCAUCAGCAUCAGCACCAACAACCUUUGCAGCAGCCUCCUCCUCACCAACAAUCGUUGCAACAACCUCCUCAACCUCACCAGCAAGCCAUGCCUCAUCAUCAGAUUCCUCCUCACCAACAACACCACCAGCCAUCCGGAUACAAUUCACUACCAGGAUCUGGCCGUGCAUCUCCAAAGCAAUUCGGACCGGGUCCUCUUUCUGAUGGUUCUGUACACUCACCAGCAUCACUUCCUCCUAUGUCAGUUGCUCUACAACAGCCACAAAACGGAGUACGUAGUGUUCCUGGUCGCCAGGUUCCUCCACCAUUGACAAACACCGCAAGACCUGGUGGUAGUCCACAUAUCCUGACACCACAAUCGCGUCCUCAAUCACCAGUUUCCGCCAAUUCUUCAAGCAAUACCAACGGCGGCCUGGCAUUGAGACCCUUGCGGUUUUCUGGAGAGUCUAUGAGUGAGCAAUUACGACCUCGAUCUCCCGAUGUCAAGCUUGAGAGAAUCCCGUCGUUGAGAAACAUCCCUGUUGGCAAUGCCGGACCUGGUCCUUCUCGCGACUCGGGUCCUACUCCGCCAGCACCAAUCUCGUCUGUGAACUCGGCCCCCUCAACCAGUCCUGGAGCUUUCACCAAUGGCAGUGCUUCUGUUAGUAGUACCACUACCAACGUCAACAACAGCAACAACAGUAACACCAAAGGUACCGGGUCCAACGAGAGUUCGAGUCCUCAGUCACUUUCAACGAGAAUCUCUGAACUCGAACUUAUCAACGACCUUCUGAGAAGCCGAGUAUCACAGCUGGAAGCCAGUGAAGCUGCCGCCCGAAAAGCCGAAGCCACCAUCCGCGAGAGCGAGCUGCUGCUCCGCCGACACGUGGAAGAGCUUCAGGCCGAAAACAAGCGACUAAGAGAGCCCCUCGAAAACGGUGCCCGAGAGUCUACUGAGCCCCUCGUCAAGCGCAUCAAGGUCUCGGAGUUGCUGUAA
Sugiyamaella lignohabitans is the source of this 2154-nucleotide messenger RNA. RefSeq names its product Gzf3p (gene GZF3). Lineage: Eukaryota; Fungi; Ascomycota; Dipodascomycetes; Dipodascales; Trichomonascaceae. Gene Ontology annotation, biological process: positive regulation of transcription by RNA polymerase II; negative regulation of transcription by RNA polymerase II. The transcript has a single exon. Bases 1 to 2154 code for a protein of 717 amino acids. The record is from RefSeq and is a predicted model, not a curated record. Gene Ontology annotation, molecular function: DNA-binding transcription factor activity, RNA polymerase II-specific; RNA polymerase II cis-regulatory region sequence-specific DNA binding; zinc ion binding.